AUGGAAAACAAUUAAUAGUAGGUGAUUAUUGAAUAAUUCGAAAUGAUUAGACAAUAAAAAAUUUAAGAGUAUUGCAAACGAUAAGAACUUAAUAAUUUAAGUCACAUCAAUUACAAUUUUUAAAGCUAGCAAUAAGAAAAUUCAUCACAAAAAUAUUAUCAAAUAGAUAUCUUAGAAAUUGUAUAUGAUCGUAGAGAAAUUUAUAGCAAUAAAAUUAGAAAGAUGUAACGAAAUCUAAUUUUUGAACAAAAAAGAAAUCUACAUUAAGUACAAUCAAAAGAGAACUAAAUAUUUUUAUAUCAAGAAGAUGAAUGCUUUAAGAUAACCAAUCAAUUUAUUGGGCUUAUGUCACCAUCAAAUAAAUAUGAAGUUUUAUAAGGAAGCUAGGAAUCUGAUAUAUAAUUGGCGGUAGAAAUUUGUAAGUUAAAUUUGUUUGAAGGAAUUGAAUUGAAUUUCCCAACCUUUGUCAAUACUGACUCUAUGCAUUAAAUUUCAAGACUUUAACAAUAAUAUUAAUAAUUGAUAUAACUAUAUCAACAAUUAUCGAUUGAAUCUUAAUCAUUUUCCUAAUCCAAUUCAUCUUCGCAUUAAGAAUCAUUGGAAUCUUCUUCAUAAUACUCACAUACCUCAUAUUAUAGUUCCUAAUCCUCCUCCUAAGAUUUGUAAAUUGAAAGGAUUAGAUAAUUGAUAAUUAGAGUAAUAAAUGACCUUGAGUCGAUAACAUCAUCCUAAACUUAUGAUUUUUCAGAGUUUUCAGAAGGCUCAAUUUUUGAGAAUCCAUCUGAAUUUGAUGAUGAUCAACGUACUGAAACAGAUGAUUACUGA
Molecule: messenger RNA, 825 nt
Organism: Paramecium pentaurelia
Lineage: Eukaryota; Ciliophora; Oligohymenophorea; Peniculida; Parameciidae
Source: the annotation of a GenBank genome assembly